UCAAAUUACUUCACUGUGCUUUUACAAAUUAAUUAAUGAAAAAUGCAUACCUUCAGCUUAUGCAUUAAAUACGUUAAUACAGUCAAUUUUUAGUUGACAGUUUGAUGAUGUCACUCGCAGUGCUUCUCUAACAGCCAAUCAGAAGCUUCGGUGACACGCGCUCGUUUGUCGGAUGGUUGUGUUUGUUAUGUGUUUAUAAAGCUUUGCAUAUCUUAACCAAAUUCGCUCUUAUAAACUGGUCAGUAUUGGUGAUAAAUAUUGGGUUUUGUGGAUUCAUUAAUGUGAUACUCGAGCUCACUCUCGUGGCCGCGCCGCUGUAUGGUGUGGUUGAUUUGGAAAGGUGCUAACUUUAGCAUGCUAGCACUGAAUUUAUAACCCCACCCGACCAAGACACGCCUCGUCCGAAGACAUGAAUGUUUUUGUAACUUCAAAUAACAAAUUACAAACUAAAUACAUUAAAGUCUUCUGGAAGCAUGUACAAACCUGUCCAAAUAAAGAGAGCAACCAUGGUAUCGUCUUUCAGACCCUUUGCCUGCCGGAGCUGUUUCCAUCGAGUAAAAGCUGAACCGAUGUUAGUUACAGGUUUUCCUCUUUCAUGAUUUUUUCCUCACUGCUUUUUCAAAAACUGACUUUCGUUUGGUUGAUUUACUAGUUAUCGGUUCCGCAGGAAAGUUUGAUUGUUGCGGUUUGUUCGCCAUUCUCCCUACAUUGACACGGCUGACAUGAGCGUGCGAGAAUGACAUAUGAUGUCUGCGUGAACAGGGUGCACAGUGGUAUGCAAAAUACGUUGGCUGAAAAUGCGCAGAUCACCAGUCACAGCGUUCGGCCAGAAUGUUUUGAUUGGGCAAAGGUUUUUGGGUCCUACACCUUUCACAAGCGAUAUAUAAUUAUACAAAUAUUAUUUGACCACUAUACUUGGACUUGAUUCCUAUAGGAUGUUAAGAGAUUUCCAACCAACAUGACAAAAAAAAUUCUGGACAGGACCACCCAUCUUGCCUUUAACUACGAACUUAAACAUGAGCUCAUUGUUUAUCAUAACAAUGAGCUACCCAGUGUCCUUGGCUAAAUAAAAAAAUUCUACAAAAGUGUGUGCUGUGUAAUUCUUAGUGUUAUAACAUAUUUGAUGUGUGUGCAGGUGUUCAAGAGCUCACGCUCAUACGUGAGGCCCAUAGCCCAUAUUAUUUCAGAAGAAUACAUGAAACCUAUAAGUGACUAAAUUUAUCAUUUUAAAUAAGAAACUCAAUACUAUGAUAGAAAAAAACACCAUAAUAUCUACAGAGAUACUUUCAGAAAAGAGACGUUGGAGAGGAAGAAAACCUAAAAAUCACCCCCGAGAAGGAUGCUUUGAUUUGGAUCCCAUAUGUGAGUAACAUUAGUUUUCUGUUUGUUAGAACCAAGAUAUGUUGUUGUUGUGAUAUAAGUUAUGUGACGGGGCAGUUUUUUAUCUGGAUUAAAUCUCCAAACAUCUUAGAAAUGAGAGUUUUACAUCCAAUCUAAAUCAUAAACACCUUAUAGACGUCUUCUAAAGGUCGAAAUGACAUCGGACGUCUCCGAGACGUAUUGCAGAUGAGCAAACAAUGUCUUUCAGAUGUAAAUGCAGACAUCACAUACACGUCUGCCAGGUGUAGUGUGCUCAGGGAUAUGAUUUACUCAGAUUUAGUGAACUUGAUCAACCGGUUUACUGAAAAGAUUCCGUUUGGAUGAAUGAUUCCUUGAUUCAACUGAAAGCUCGUGUCAGUGCAGUGCUGCUUGCGUGCCAGUCAUUUAAUUUGAGUAACUUACACCUCAGACGAAUACAGUCUCUUACGUCUUUGUCAACAAAUCCAUUGUCUUCGGUCCUGUUCAGCUUUUCACAAGAGAGAGAGGAGGAGUAAAAAGAUGAAACUCACAAACUAGAGCUGUGGCCGGUGUUUCCUGCGUCAUUUCAAUUCUGUGUUUGACAAAAACAGAUCUGAGAUCAUUGAUGAGAACGCGGCCUGUAAAAUGAGUUCUAGUGAGGAGAGAGAGGAGGCGUUCAGUCGUGUGUCUGUGAGCAGUGAUGAAUCCAUGGACGAACCCCCCAGACUCUGUCAACCUGCGCUGAACUUUAACCCCAGUCUGGGAGAAUGUGAGACUCCGAGAGCAUCUCAAGAGCCCAGCUGUGUUUCUGUGAAGAGUCACCAGUCCAUGGAUCUCCCCCUUAAAUUCAGUGAAAGAGCCGUGACCUUUAACCCCUGUGAGGCUGAAGAUGAUCAGAAUGUAUGCGUGCCUCAGGAUUGUCAUGAUGAAUCAGUUGAUGAUGUUCUUCAGAGAGUCAAAGACAAACACAAAAGCAUCAUGAAGAACAAGUAUGAGAGUUUAUUUGAGGGAAUCAAAGCACAAGAGAAUCAAACGCUCCUGAAGAGAAUUUACACACAGCUGUACAUCAUAGAGGGAGAGAGUGAAGGAGUGAAUGAAGAACAUGAGGUUUUACACAUGGAGAAAAAGCCCAGAAGAACACAAGACUUACAAGACACUCCAAUCUACUGCAAUGACAUCUUUAAACCUCAAUCACAUCAAAGAGACAAAAUCAAGAGUGUUCUUACUAAAGGCAUCGCUGGAAUUGGAAAAACAGUCUCUGUGCACAAGUUCAUUCUGGAUUGGGCCGAGGGAACAGCCAAUCAGGACGUAGAUUUCAUGUUCCUGCUUCCGUUUCGAGAGCUGAACUUGAUUCGAGAGCAUCGCUACAGUCUUCACAAACUUCUGCUGGACUUUCAUCCUGAACUUCAAGAUGUGGACUCAAAGAUUUAUGAGGAGUGUAAAGUUGUGUUCAUCUUUGAUGGUCUGGAUGAAAGCAGAAUGACUCUGAUGUUUUCAGACAGUGAGAAAGUUUCUGAUGUGACUGACACUUCAUCAGUGGCUGUGUUGAUGUCAAACCUCAUGAAAGGAGAUCUGCUUCCCUCUGCUCUCAUCUGGAUCACCUCCAGACCAGCAGCAGCCAAUCAGAUCCCCUCCAAAUACAUCACGCGUGUAACAGAAAUCCAGGGAUUCAACGACGCUCAGAAGGAGGAAUAUUUCAGGAAGAGAAUCAGCGACGAGCAUCAAGCCAGCAGAAUCAUGUCACACAUUAGAAGAGCGAGAAGCCUCCACAUCAUGUGUCACAUACCAGUCUUCUGUUGGAUAUCGUCCACUGUGCUUCAGAAUAUCCUGACACAAGAUCACAGUGAAGAAAUCCCCAAAACUCUGAGUGAAAUGUACAUCCACUUCCUGCUGAUUCAGAUGAAGAUGAAGAAUGAGAAGUAUGAUCCAGAGAGAGAUCCAGAGAUCAACAGAGAAGUGAUUGUGAAACUGGCUGAAGUGGCUUUCAAACAGCUGAUGAAGGGCAAUGUGAUGUUCUAUGAGGAGGAUCUGAGAGAGUGUGGGAUAGACAUCACUGACGCCUCGCUGUAUUCUGGCAUCUGUACUGAGAUCUUUAAGGAGGAAUCUGUCAUUCAUCAGAGGAAGAUCUACAGCUUCAUACAUCUCACCGUUCAAGAGUUCCUCGCUGCGUUCUUCUUAUUUUACUCGCAUGCAGUCAAUGAUGAGCAGUUGUUUUGGUAUAAAAAGAAUGAUGACUGUGAGGGGGGCAGUCUGGAGGAAAUCUCACCCUGUGAGUCACUAAUAAGAGGUGCUAUAGAUGAAGCACUCGAGAGUAAAUCUGGUCAUCUGGAUCUUCUCUUGAGAUUUCUUCUGGGCAUCUCACUGGAGUCCAAUCAGAGACUCUUACAGGAUCUACUGACACACACUGUGGACACAUCACAAACCAUCAAGAACACCACACAGCACAUCAAAGAGAAAAUUAAGCUGGAAAAUCUAUCAUCUGAAAGGUCCAUCAAUCUGUUCUUGUGUCUGUCUGAAGUGAAUGAUCAGACUCUGUACAGAGAGAUUGAGGAGUUUGUGAGAUCAGACAAACACUCAGAGAAGAAACUCUCUGCUGCUCACUGUUCAGCAAUAGCCUACAUGCUUCAGAUGUCAGAGGAGGUGAUGGAUGAGUUUGAUCCGAAGAAAUACAACACAACACAGGAGGGCAGAAGAAGACUCGUACCAGCUGUCAACAACUGCACAAGAGCUCUGCUUUCAGGCUGUAAUCUCAAUGUUGAGUCCUGUAAAAUCAUCUCUUCAGCUCUUCAGUCCUCUGAGUGUCCUCUGAGAGAGCUUGAUGUGAGUAACAAUGAUCUUCAGGAUUCAGGAGUGAAGCUGAUCUAUGAUGCUCUCAAGAAAACAAACUGUCAUCUACAGAUACUGAGGUUAGCAGGCUGUAGUCUGACAGCUGACUGUUGUGAGAGUUUGUCUUCAGCUCUUCAGUCCUCUAAGUGUCCUCUGAGAGAUCUUGAUGUGAGUAACAAUGAUCUUCAGGAUUCAGGAGUGAAGCUGAUCUCUGAUGCUCUCAAGAACACAAACUGUCAUCUACAGAUACUGAGAUUGUCCAUGUGUAGUCUGACAGCUGAGUGUUGUGAGAGUUUGUCUUCAGCUCUUCAGUCCUCUGAGUGUCCUCUGAGAGAUCUUGAUGUGAGUAACAAUGAUCUUCAGGAUUCAGGAGUGAAGCUGAUCUCUGAUGCUCUCAAGAACACAAACUGUCAUCUACAGAUACUGAGGUUAUCAGGUUGUAUGGUGACAGAUGAAGGAUGUUGUUAUUUGGCUUCAGCUCUGAGUUCAAACCCGUCACACCUGAGAGAACUCGACCUGAGCUACAAUCACCCACAACACUCAACACUUCAGCUGCUCGCUUAUCAAGAUGAUCCAAACUACACACUCAACAAACUCAAUGUGAAAGACGGGAGUGAGUUCAUGAUGAAGGCAGGACUUCAAAAAUAUGCGCGUGAUCUCACGCUGGAUCCAAACACAGCAAACCCUCAUCUCAUGCUGUCUGAAGAGAACAGAAAGGUGACGUAUGUGAUCGAGAAGCAGCCGUAUCCUUAUCAUCCAGACAGAUUUAAGGGCUUCAAGCAAGUGUUGUGUGGAGAGAGUCUGAGCGGACGCUGUUACUGGGAGGCUGAAUUCACCUGGAAAGCUGACAUAUUUGUGACGUAUAAAAGCAUCGGAAGGAAGGAGAGAAGCGGUGAAUGUGAAUGUGGGAUCAACGUGAACUCCUGGAGUCUGUACUGCUCUGAUGGAGGAUUCACUGCCUCUCACAAUAAUAAAAUAACAGACGUGUGUGUUCCUUCACCUCUCUCUAAUCGAGUCGGGGUGUAUGUGGACGGUCCGGCCGGCACUGUGUCCUUCUACAGCGUCUCUGACACACACACACUCACACACUUACACACAUUCAACACAACAUUCACUGAAGCGCUAUACGCUGGCUUUAGAGUUUACGACUCUGUGUUACUCUGUUAGCCUCUCUUCACACUUACAGUAUGUGCGCUUUAUUAAAACAUCUUGUGUUUAUUUGGAAACUGACCUUGGAGAAGCGCAGAAAAAAAUAAGGAACGAUUCUUUGUGUUUUAUUCACAAGUACAUUAAGACACUGAAAUUGUAUUUUGCUUUGUAAAUGUAUUUUCUUUUAGGAUCACAUGUGUGGAUCUGAGAGAGAUGUGUGUUAUUAUGAUGAUCUAUAGUUUGGUAUAUAGUCUCUCAGCCUUUGCUUGUGUGUCCUGAUGCUCACGUCUCUUUGGACUGUUACUUGUAGAUAUUCUGCAGUUUUUUUCAUUAUUUCUCUCUCUGUGUACAUUGUUCAGCACUAAACUCUUUGCUUAUUUGUACCUUCAUCAUGCUUAAUGUCCUUAUGUUGUUUUAAAAGAGCCAGUCUUUUGCUGUUUUAAAGGCUUUGAUGAUGUUUUUUGGGUGUUAAACAAUAGAUGUUCAUGUUUCUACUUUCUACUGAAAAUCGCUUUAUAUGUCACAUAUUUCAAGUCUAUUGUUCACCGCUGUCCCUCUUCUCACAAAACGACUGGAUUUCUUCCGGUCUAUAUAAUGUCCCUCCUUUCCAAACGCUCUGAUAGGUAAAGCUGACCAGGUCUGUUGUGAUUGGUGUGUGAGAAGAUGUCCCGCCCAUACCAUAUCAGCGAGCUUCCGCUUCUCAGGCUGUUGUGAUUGGUCAGUCCUGCUCUCAGUUUCAUAAACUUUGGCUUUGAGCAAUAAACGAUAACAAUGGCGUAAACUUCACUUCUUCAGUUAAAAACAUGUGGCUCAAUCGAGGUGUAACGGAGGUCUGCUAGUGCAUACACAAACGUCAAUCUUUGUGAAAACACAUCUCUUCCAUCAGCACCUGACCGAUCAUUUCUGAUUUCUAUAUCUUUUCUACAAUAUCCAAUAAAAAGGGAAAAAAAGCAUGCUUAGAUAAACUAAACUUGGCUCUGUACACUGUAGUAGACAUGUUUUUAUUGCUCAUACAUUUUGUUGUCCUAAUGUUUGACCCAAUUGCUUCCAUUGUUUACCCAACUUGUACGUCGCUUUGGAUAUAAGUGUCUGGUAAAUUACUAAAUGUAAAUGCUUAAUGUGUUUAAACUAGUUGCGGUGUUUGGUACUUUUUUAUAUCACACAAAUAAUGAGCAUUUACUGUAUUUAACAUCAUUUAAAUUAAACUUCAUUGAA
Messenger RNA from Triplophysa dalaica, 6528 nucleotides. Its product is annotated as NACHT, LRR and PYD domains-containing protein 3-like. Gene Ontology annotation, molecular function: protein binding. The transcript has 11 exons. The record is from RefSeq and is a predicted model, not a curated record. Lineage: Eukaryota; Metazoa; Chordata; Actinopteri; Cypriniformes; Nemacheilidae. The coding region runs from base 1984 to 5331 and encodes 1115 amino acids.